CUCAUUUGAUUCUAACUACACUACCCAUGAUGCCCUUCCCGUCCCGUUGCCAGGAUACGUAACAUUCCACAAAGGCCAUUUUGACGCCGAAAAGCGAGUUUGGCUUGAACUCAGACGUCAACUGACCCGCCGGACUCCGAUGGAGCGGGCUGACCGGGACAGAGGAGGCCGCCUGCUGAAGAACCAGCCGUACGACGAGAGCCUGGAUGUGGCGGACGCCGAGGAGGUACCGAGCGUGUACAGCCCGACUCCGCGCAGCCAGCCCCAGGUGGAGUUCAGGAGGAGCAGCAGGAGGGUUCACAGCCUGAUGUCGGCCCACAGCAGCAGCGACGAGUUUGACGAGGACCACGGGAGGGGGAAGGAGCCGGCAGGGGGGCGGCCAGAAGAGGAAGAAGAGGAUGAUGACGAAGAAGAUGAUGACGACGACGACGACGACUCCGAAGAUGACGAGUCGGAGGAGGACAGCAAGCUCCACAAGGCGCCGGAGGGCCUGUAUGAUCCCGCCGACUACGCCAGCCUGCCUGUCAGCACCGACAUCAAAGAGCUGUUCCAGUACAUCACACGAUACACCCCCGAGUCUGUUGAGCUGGAGCACAACCUGAAGCCAUUUAUCCCGGACUUCAUCCCCGCGGUGGGAGACAUUGACGCCUUCCUCAAGGUGCCGAGGCCCGAUGACAAACCGGACAACCUGGGGCUGCUGGUUCUGGAUGAGCCCAGCGUGAAGCAGUCGGACCCGACGGUGCUGUCGCUGUUUCUGUCGGAGGAGACCAAGCAGCACGGCGCCACCGAGGUGAAGAAGGUGACGAGCAUUGCCAACCCUCAGAGCAACCUGCGGGCAGUGGACAGCUGGGUGGAGAGCAUCAGCGCGCUGCACCGCUCCAAGCCGCCAGCGAGCGUCCAGUACAGCCGACCGAUGCCUGACAUCGACAGCUUGAUGCAGGAGUGGCCAACCGAGCUGGAGGAGCUGCUGGACCGCCUGCAGCUGCCGUCCGCCCGCCUGAACUGUGACCUGCCGCAGUAUGCGGACAUCGUGUGUGGCCUGCUCGACAUCCCCGUUUAUGGCAGCCACGUCCAGUCCCUGCACCUGCUCUUCAGCCUCUACCUGGAGUUCAGAGACUCGCAGCACUUCACACGCAGAGCUUAGUGGCUGGAAGUACGACAUCCAGAGGGUCACAAAAGUCUGUUCAGGAACUGAAAACUAACCCCAGAUGUGCCAGAUGUUCGACUCUUUUGUGCUGAGAACCUGUUGCUCUGCUUUUGUUUAUUUCCUCAAUUUGUUUUCUGUUUGUCCACUGAAAUAAAAGCCAUGUUCAAGCUCUUUGUAAAAACACAGCUUUCGAGCUUCAUCUAACCUAAGCUUACUUUCACUGUGAACCUGUGCCACCUGCAGCAGCCUGAAUACUUCAGGAACCAGAUGAAGGUCCUUGAUAAACACUGUAAUAAACCAGCUGCUCAGAACAAGGUCACUGUCUGAACAUCUGUAAAGUCCUGAGCCUGCAAAAACCGUCUAUGUUACUCAAAGAUGCCCAUAUAUAUUAUAUGUAGAAUAGAAUAGAAUAGAAUAGAAUAAUCCUUUAAUUGUCCCACAAGGGGAAAUUUGGUUGUAACAGCAGCCAAAAAGACACAUAUACAAACAAACAGGACACAGAACAGAAACAUACACAAUUUUUCUUAAAUAUUUACAUAUGUAACUAAUAAAGUAAACUCUGUGAGUGUAACCCAGUCAUAGAUUACAUAUUGUUAUAAUUACACAAACUGUGUUCUUUAUACCUGACUGUGAGGACCUUCAAGCCUGUAGUUAUAUUCAUUAUCGGUUAGAGCCCCUUCUCAUUGUUCUUCUUCGUUGGUGCAACCCUAUAAAUACAGUGUACCCCUUUGGUCUCUCCCGUUUUCUACAAUUCCCCCGUGGGAGAGGUGGCUGUCAUUUCUUUCCAGACCGUGUACAACACACAUAUAAUUCAUAUUUAGGCACCCUGAUGUUUCUGAUAGUGAUUUUAGUUCAAUUAUUGUCAUCA
This is a messenger RNA of Oreochromis niloticus (Nile tilapia), 2015 nucleotides long. It is a transcript of the gene ift46, whose product is annotated as intraflagellar transport 46 homolog (Chlamydomonas). The transcript has 6 exons. Gene Ontology annotation, biological process: cilium assembly; intraciliary transport. Gene Ontology annotation, cellular component: motile cilium; microtubule organizing center; intraciliary transport particle B. Bases 140 to 1144 code for a protein of 334 amino acids. Lineage: Eukaryota; Metazoa; Chordata; Actinopteri; Cichliformes; Cichlidae. The record is from RefSeq and is a predicted model, not a curated record.